Messenger RNA from Syngnathoides biaculeatus (alligator pipefish), 2639 nucleotides. RefSeq names its product solute carrier family 7 member 10b (gene slc7a10b). Lineage: Eukaryota; Metazoa; Chordata; Actinopteri; Syngnathiformes; Syngnathidae. Gene Ontology annotation, molecular function: L-amino acid transmembrane transporter activity; neutral L-amino acid transmembrane transporter activity. The transcript has 11 exons. The coding region runs from base 862 to 2376 and encodes 504 amino acids. The record is from RefSeq and is a predicted model, not a curated record. Gene Ontology annotation, cellular component: membrane. Gene Ontology annotation, biological process: D-alanine transmembrane transport; amino acid transmembrane transport; D-serine transmembrane transport.
AGACACAAGGUUUUCACCUGCAAGACGCAUCGGUUCGAUGUUCACACGUGCAAAAAUGAAACGCACCAAGAAAAGAACACUGAUCCUGCUGUGAAAGACGGCGUAGGCGCCGUUACGUUCUGGGGCCGCUUCGCUACAUCCGGCACAGUCUUGAACUUAGGCGGGGGUACAAUCAAAUCUCAAGACGUAUUGGAGAGAGAAAUGAGACCUCGGUCCCAGUCGCAGCUCACGUCCCUUGCAACGGGAUCAAGACUCAAAGGUCCCAAUACUGGCGAAAAACAUGCCAUUGGUCUCAUCCGAAUGCGGCCGAUCAAAAUCUUACUCAACAUCCUAACGAACCUUCAAACCUGCGACAACUGGAGAGUGGGACAAAAUGGCCGCUGACGAGUCCAAAGCUGAAAGGUUACAAAAACACUUCAAAGGUUGUGCAAUGAAAUAUGAAAGGUGCCAUCAUUUUUGUCAGUCUUGCUUCAUAUGAGUUUGUUUGUUUGUUUGUUUGAAGGCCAAUUCCAAAGAAAAGUCUGCUUUUCAUUGGUUAGGUUUUUAAAUUAUUAUUACUUGCGUCAAGGGAUUUCUGUGACCGCUGCGGCUUUUCCUUUCCUGCCAAAAUGUCAACGUACACGUAGAUAUCGGCCCUUCCCGCGGUGUCCCUGAACGCCUCACGGCGAGUGGCGCCUAUUUAACAUGCAAGCCUGAGCGGCCGCAGGUUGUUGCGCAAGCGCGACCCAUUGAGGCGGCCUGAAUGCCGACAGAUUUGGAGAACUGGGAGCACUGGGAGCGCCACUGGGAGCCAGCGAGUCUGGAGGAAGCUGCGGUGGAAGCCAGAGUCUGGAGCAGAUCUGCGGAGGCGAGAAGGCCGACAUGGACCGGCCGUCGCCGCCGCGUGAGGACGACAACCGGGUCCCGGACCGCGUGACCCUAAAGAAGGAGAUCGGCUUGCUGAGCGCCUGCACCAUCAUCAUCGGGAACAUCAUCGGCUCGGGCAUCUUCAUCUCGCCCAAAGGCGUCCUGGAGCACUCGGGUUCGGUGGGCGUGGCCCUGCUGGUGUGGACGCUGGGCGGGGGCGUGGCCGCUCUGGGUUCGCUGUGCUACGCCGAGCUGGGCGUGGCCAUCCCCAAGUCUGGCGGCGACUACGCCUACGUCAGCGAGAUCUUCGGAGGCCUGGUGGGGUUCCUGUUACUGUGGAGCGCCGUGCUGAUCAUGUACCCGACCACCCUGGCGGUCAUCGCGCUGACCUUCUCUGGCUACGUGCUGCAGCCCGUCUUCCCCGAGUGCGCCCCCCCGUACGCCGCCACGCGGGUGCUGUCGGCCACUUGCCUCCUGCUGCUGACGUGGGUGAACUGCUGCAGUGUGCGCAUGGCCACCAGGAUCCAGGACGUGUUCACGGUCGGUAAGCUGCUGGCGCUGGGCCUCAUCAUUGCGGUGGGUGUAGUCCAGAUCUUCAACGGGAACUUUGAGGCACUGACUCCUCAGGUGGUCUUCUCCACGGAGCGGACUCCCUCGGUGGGGCGGAUGGCGCUGGCCUUCCUGCACGCCUCCUUCGCCUUCAGCGGCUGGAACUUCCUCAACUACGUGACGGAGGAGGUGGUGGAUCCCAGAAGGAACCUCCCUCGCGCCAUCUACAUCUCCAUCCCGCUGGUGACACUGGUCUACACCCUGACCAACGUGGCCUACUUCUCGUCCAUGUCUUCCGACGAGCUGCUCUCUUCCAACGCCGUCGCUGUUACGUUUGGUGAGAAGCUGCUUGGCACGUUCUCCGCCAUCAUGCCCAUCUCCGUAGCGCUGUCCACUUUCGGUGGCAUCAAUGGCUACCUGUUCACUUCGUCAAGGCUGUGUUUCUCGGGCGCGAGAGAGGGCCACCUGCCCGGCCUGCUGGCCAUGAUCCACGUUAGCAAGUGUACUCCCAUCCCGGCUCUCCUGGUCUGCUGCACAGCCGCCAUGGUGAUCCUGUGCAUCGGGGAGACGCACAACCUGAUCAACUGCGUGUCGUUCAUCAGCUACCUGUCGUACGGUGUCACCGUCGCCGGCCUUCUCUUCUACCGCUGGAAGAAGCCCAACCUCUACCGCCCCAUCAAGGUCCACUUGCUGGUCCCCGUCUGCUACCUGAUGUUCUGGGCGCUGCUGCUGGCUUUCAGUCUUUACUCUGAGCCCCUGGUGUGUGGCGUGGGCCUGCUCAUCAUGCUCACCGGUGUUCCCGUCUACUUUCUGGGCAUCCACUGGAAAGCAAAACCAAAGUGUGUCACGCGCUUCUUUGAGACGGCGACCUCGGUGGGCCAGAGGUUGUGUUUGGUGGUCUUUCCGCAGUUGGAACCCGUCGAGGUGCCCGAGCCUCCCGAGCGGACGGAGCCGCCGGCCAGUUCGCCGCUUAACUCCUAAAAGUCAAAAGCGCGUCCGUGUUGAGAUUUCCUGCGGGCAGCUUCUCCUGGGGCGUGCGCGGGCGUCACUGGGCGACGUUUACGGACUUCAGCCGACUGGACGCCUUUUCUUCCCCACAGACUUUUGUUGUUGUUCUUGUUGUUCAUUGUUAAUGGAUGCGACUUUGUGUAAAACCAAGGGCCAUUUCUUGAAAUAUUGGUAUUUGUAUUGAAAAAAAAUCUGAGUGGGUCCAUCACUAUGUGGAAUUUAUUCCUGAUUGAGAA